Gossypium arboreum is the source of this 2330-nucleotide messenger RNA. RefSeq lists its product as uncharacterized. Gene Ontology annotation, molecular function: DNA binding. The coding region runs from base 654 to 2030 and encodes 458 amino acids. The record is from RefSeq and is a predicted model, not a curated record. The transcript is spliced from 7 exons. Lineage: Eukaryota; Viridiplantae; Streptophyta; Magnoliopsida; Malvales; Malvaceae.
AGUAGAGAAUUCUACGACUAUCUCUUCUUAAUUAACUUCUGUGUGGCUCUCUCUGCUUCUCGUUCUUUUGUUUUUCUCUUUUGUGUGUGCUCUUCCUCCGCAUCCAAGUUUCUCUCUGAGCCACGCUCUUUACACUUAUGUUAUUCUGAUAGUAUCACCACUUUUGGUUACUGAAAUGCGGGCAUCUCAAGUGUGCUAUUAUUUUUUGUUAAGUUUAUAAGUCCCGAGUCUGAUUCUUUGGGCUGAAUGAACCUCCAUGCCUUUACUAGCUUUCUGCUGAGAAUUAACUACGAGCAUCUUUAUUGUGCUUGACUGCGUGAAUAGAUAUUGCCAGCGCUCAACCUUCCUUGCAAGGUCCUCUGGUUCCAGUGAGGGUUCAAACCCUUUUUUAUGGGCAGCUGUUAUCAAAUCCAUGGAAAUCCUCUAAAUUGCCAAAAAGGGUCAAUUUUAGUGUGGGACACCUGGAGAAUCCAAGUGGAAGACUUCAGAUUAGGGCUGUUGCUACCCUUGAACCCAAGUGCUCUGUUCCAAAAGAAGACCAACCUAAUAAAUCACAGCUUGGUGGUGAUUCAAGUCGUCCGUCAACUCGGCUUGAGUCCUUGAAGUCCGGAGACUCAGAUGAAGAACCGGACGAAAGAGAAAAGUUAAGACGGAUGAGAAUUUCUAAAGCAAAUAAAGGAAACACACCAUGGAAUAAAGGCAGGAAGCACAGUGCCGAGACCCUUCAGCGGAUAAGGGAGAGAACAAGGCUUGCAAUGCAGAAUCCUAAGGUCAGAAUGAAGUUGGUUAACCUUGGACAUACUCAGAGCAAAGAGACGAGAGAAAAAAUUGGAACUGGAGUACGAAUGGGAUGGGAAAAGCGCCGUGAGAAGUUGAUGGUGCAGGAAACCUGCCAUUUUGAGUGGAUGAACUUGAUUGCUGAAGCUUCCAGGAAAGGCUAUCUUGGUGAGGAAGAGCUACAGUGGGAUUCAUACAAGGUGCUAGAUGAGCAAUUGGCAAAGGAGUGGUUGGAAAGUGUUGAGCAAAGGAAAACGAUGCCUAGACCAAAAGGUAGCAAGAGAGCACCAAAAUCACUUGAACAAAGAAGGAAAAUUGCAGCAGCCAUUGCAGCCAAAUGGGCUGAUCCUGAUUACCGUGAGAGAGUUUGCUCUGGCUUGGCAAAAUUUCAUGGCAUAUCAGAUGGAGCUGAAAGAAAACCGAAGAGGAAGCCAACAACUAGUUCCCAGUUUAGGCAGAGUCAUUCAAAGAAGAAAGCUAAUGAAACUAACUAUUCUACUACUAGUGUGACUAUAAGCCCAAUCGAGCGGUUAAGGAUGUGUAGAAGAAAUAAACCACUUUAUAAGGAUCCUAUGGCAAGUUCCAAGCUUGAGAUGUUAAAGAACAUCAGAGCACAAAGAGCUGCUGAAGAAUUGAAGAAAACUGAAGCUGUUGAAGGAGCAAGACUUUUAAUUGCUGAAGCUGAGAAGGCUGCAAAAGCCCUUGAGAUUGCUGCAAUGAAGAGCCCUGUUGCUCAAGCUUCACUCAUUGAAACCAGAAAGCUUAUAGCAGAAGCAAUUCAAUCAAUCGAAUCGAUAGAGGGAGGAUUUGUUACAUCCAAUGAGAAUGGUGGAUAUAUUUCUGUUGAUUCAGCUGAACCAGUUGGUCAGGUUGAUAAGAAAAUGCAGUCAGAAAAAAGUACUUUGAGUCAAUCCGACCAGAAGGAAGUGAAUGGGAACCAAUUCCUUUCAUUAAGUAAGAACGAGGAUUUCAAUUUCCAUAACUUCAUGUUCCCAAGGAUAGUGAACGGUGACAGUGAUGAGCAACUUACUUCUCCAAGCUUGAAUAAUUAUAGCUUAUCAACGCUCGACUUUCAAAGUUUGAUUAAGGAGUCUGAUUCACCAAAGCAAUUCAACCAGUUGGAAACAAAUAGGAUUAUCAAUGGAACCAAAGUUGAGCUGAAGGACAGUAACGUGGCUUCUAAAGCAGUUGCUGCUGUAACCAAGAAAUGGGUUCAUGGUAGGUUUGUUGAAGUGACUGAAGAAGCUUCAUAAAUAUCAUAAACUAAGACAGGGAUCUUCAUCUGAGCAUCUUAAAUAUAUUGAGCGAUAUAUUGCAAAUGUAUUAUUACGCGAGAGAGUCCAACAAGCUUUCAAGAAUCGGCUUAGGUAAUUCCACUGCCUUAGUGGAGUGGAUACCCUAUUAUCAGCUAUAUAUAUAUUUAAUGUUUGAAAUUUACUCUGUUGUCAGCCUAUAUUUGACAUUUGCGUUUAUUACUGCGGCACUUGAAGCACAGAUGUAUAUUUCAGUACUUCAUUCAAAUUCUAAUAUUAAAUUAGUCGUAGAAAAGGUAA